Molecule: messenger RNA, 1653 nt
Organism: Hydractinia symbiolongicarpus
Lineage: Eukaryota; Metazoa; Cnidaria; Hydrozoa; Anthoathecata; Hydractiniidae
Exons: 11
Coding region: 184-1548 (454 amino acids)
Source: RefSeq, a predicted model, not a curated record
AACUCGGGAUAAUAUACACAGUAAUCCGUCCAUUGCUUGAAGUUUGUGUUAAAAGAAUGUGAGAACGAAGUUGGUUUUCUUUACAUAUAAUGUGCCAGAGUGUGUGGCUUCUUCAAGAUUCGACGGUUGCUUGAUUAAGUUGAGAAUUACGCUAAGUGGGAAGAGACGAACAGAUAAUUCAAAAUGCAGGCGAAAAGAUUGUAUUUAUGCGCCAUCAUUGGUUUGACUUGCUACCUUUAUGGCAUCAAUGGAACGUUCGUAACAUGCGAUAGAGAUUACCUUAAAAUCGGAUGUUUUAAAAACACUAAGUAUUUAAACACGCUACUUUUAAAUGAUCGUGAUCCUGGAAGUCCAACUUUUUCCGGAUUUAUAAUACAGUGGGGAAAUUUAGGGAAAUCUCUGCACAGUUUAGCUUGUCGUUGCGCUGAAAAGGCGCGAAGAGAAGGAUACACACACAUAUCUAUUCGCUUCUUCGCUGAAUGUUGGGCGGGUAGAGGGUGGAGCACAUUUGAUUUGCUAAGAAAUGCACAAAGGUCAAAGGAUUGUUUGCAGGAUCGAUAUGAGCCUUGCAGCAAACAUUAUGGAAGUGGUGAAUGCGCUGGAACAGCUAAAGACGAAUACAUCUACGAAGUUGUUACAACUAAAAUAACAAAUAACGAGAUUGAUGGUGGUUGGUCGACCUGGUCAGAUUGGACAGCAUGUAGUGCAACUUGUGGCAAAGGCGAGCAGGCUAGAGAGCGUGUGUGUAACAACCCAGAACCAACUUCUGGAGGAGAACCAUGUAAAGGCACAGGGACUGAAGCUAAAAUCUGCAACAACGGCAAUUGUGCAGCCAUCGCCGACAGCACUGGUCAUCUGGAAUGUGAAAAACGCAUCAAGGGAUUGUAUCUAGCUAUCUUGCACCGUCAGCCGGAAAAAGAAGGUUUUGUGUGGCAUUUAAACAACUGCAAAGAACAUGGCUAUACAUACAAAAUGUCGUUCGCGAGUAUCAAUAACAGUAAGGAAAGGAAAGAUAUAUUAUGCAGAGAACUUAUUGAUCAUUUAUACAAGGGUGUGCUGAAGAAAGCUCCAGACUCUGAUUAUAAUGAUAUCCGCAUGCAAUGCUUCAAUGGACGAUCAACCGAAAUGCUGGUGGCUGACUUUUUGAAAAGGGAGGACUACUUGAAUUACGAUCAUACUAAAUAUCCAACUGUAUGUCACCAACGUGUUCUUGGAUUACAUCGAGCUCUACUUUACGACGAAAAAGUUAUGACUCAUUUCGAAACAUAUUUCGAAGAGUGCAAUGCAGGAGCAUCUAUCGCAAGUCAAGCUCGUAAAAUGAUGGCUACUCCCGAAAGAAAGGCAAUAAUGUGCAAGAUUCGUGUAAAUUUUUUGUACAACGACGUUCUAAGAAGAUCUGGGGAGGAGGCCGGUUUGAGCCAUCAUAUUCACAACUGCGUGCGAGGACGUUCUUAUGAAGAUCAAGUGAACGAUUUCAUCUACUCCGCAGAGUUUGAAGUCAAAUAUAGAGUGAUUGAGCCAGAAGUGACAUCUAUCAACAAGAUAUAAAAAGUUGGAUUCAAAGUGAUUUUUCUGAAAACAGAAGAUAACCAACAACAGUAAAAAUAAAUGGUUAUGUACUUUCUUAACGGAAAAUACUUCACUCGUUAAAAA